GGCAAGUCACUUGUGAUAAACCUCUGCAAUCUCAAAGUGAUUUAUACAGAUUUUCAAUGGAUUUCUGUCCAAGAACUUCCCACCAGAGUGGGACAUGGACUAGAGCUGAACCCUAUACUUGUUCUGAGCCAGUCCUGUCCAACUCUGUGAAGAAAAAUGGCAUGGCAUCUCACUGGAAGCCCCAGUCUGAGUUACCAUACCAAUAUGUGCGGGCAACAAGGUUUCCUUCCACUGUGGAUGUGCAGACACCAGCUCAAUGGCAGCAGCUGCAGUCUGCAGCCUCUACUCAUCAGAGUCAGGCUCAUGGUGUCCAGCAUGUGGAUACAACCUACCUGUCCACUGUGCCAUCUCAUAGCGUGGAGCCUCUCAAGACUGUCACCACCACGUCAUCUGAUGACACCACUGCUUGGCUGAGGCAGCUUGGACCCCUCAAGUUUGUGGGGAAUGUGAAUCUGCCUGUUGAGGUUGUUGGUGGUCAGCAGAACAAUAUGGCCCUGGAGCCAGCCCAGAUGCCUGGCGUGAUGACCCAGGAUGGAGAAAUGGCACCAAGAGUCUAUUCCAUGCCCUCCAUGCCUGCAGCUCCCAUGAGCCUCUCCACUGGGACCUUUGGUGGAGCCCCACCUCCCUCUCAGGCCUCAGGACGUCAAUACUCUAAAGAGGACCAUCUGAAGAUGAUCAUGCUUCAUGGGGAAAUGCUUGCCAAGUACAGGGAGCUAACGUCUCAGGCUGAGAACAUUGAGAAGAUGAUGAUGAUGCAGUCAGAGCACCACAGUGUGGAGAAGACAGAGAACAAACAAGGCAGCAUCUGGGGUGAGGAGUUGAAGGCUCUGGAGGACUUCGUAGGGGACCUGGUUCUUCCUGAUGAUGCCGUUGACAAACUGGAGGCCAUUCCUGGCAUCUUGGAUCUGGCCAGAGAAAUGGGCUUCCCUGAGUGCCUCUUACUGAAAUGACAUUCAUAAUUACAAUUCCAUGAGUUUAUUACAUUAUUAUAUAUACAAUUAUAUUACAACUAUGCUAUAUUAUUAUUUUUUUAUCAUUACA
Messenger RNA from Engraulis encrasicolus (European anchovy), 1041 nucleotides. RefSeq lists its product as uncharacterized. The transcript is spliced from 2 exons. NCBI's taxonomy places the organism in Eukaryota, Metazoa, Chordata, Actinopteri, Clupeiformes, Engraulidae. The coding region runs from base 57 to 950 and encodes 297 amino acids. The record is from RefSeq and is a predicted model, not a curated record.